AUGAAGCCUCAAGACGUCGCUAUAUUGCUCAAUAUACCCCGGGUGAGCGUUUACCAAAUCGUACAACGCGCCAAAGAGCAUGGAUAUGAUCCUACAGUCAAUCCUCGUAUUGAGCAUGAGCACGUCGCUAAUAAUACGCGUAGUGGCCGCCCAAAAGUGGUUACUGAAGCUAUUGAGGCCUCAAUUAUUGCAAGUAUUACUAAGGAUAGGGCUGGUCGUGAGAAGUCUGCUGAAUAUCUCGCUUAUGAAGCCGCAGGCAAGGCUCGCAUUUGCUCUUGA
This is a messenger RNA of Talaromyces marneffei, 279 nucleotides long. RefSeq lists its product as uncharacterized. The transcript has 2 exons. NCBI's taxonomy places the organism in Eukaryota, Fungi, Ascomycota, Eurotiomycetes, Eurotiales, Trichocomaceae. The record is from RefSeq and is a predicted model, not a curated record. Bases 1 to 279 code for a protein of 92 amino acids.